Pelecanus crispus (Dalmatian pelican) is the source of this 2049-nucleotide messenger RNA. The record is from RefSeq and is a predicted model, not a curated record. NCBI's taxonomy places the organism in Eukaryota, Metazoa, Chordata, Aves, Pelecaniformes, Pelecanidae.
AUGUCUUAUUUUUCCUUGUUUUUCUCUUCAUUUGCAGGUCUGGCAGUUUCUCUACAGCUGCUUCAUGGAGACAUAGAACAAAUUAGGAGAGAGUAUACAUCCAUGUUUACCCAUGGAGUAUCCAUAACAAGGAAACUAGGUUUUUCCAAUAUUAUAAUGCCUGGUGAAAUGAGGAAUGAUUUAUAUAUCACUGUAGAAAGAGGAGAAUUUGAGAAAGGAGGGAAAAGUGUGGCCAGAAAUGUGGAAGUGACAAUGCAUGUUGUGGACAGCAGUGGUCAAAUUUUAAAGGAUUUUAUCUCAUUCGGCUCUGGAGAGCCACCAGCCAGCGAGUACCAUUCCUUUGUGCUUUAUCAUAACAAUGGUCCCAGAUGGGCUGAGCUGCUGAAACUUCCUAUUCCUGUGGAUAAAUUCAGAGGAGCACACAUCCGCUGUGAAUUCCGGCACUGUUCCACAAAAGAAAAGGGUGAGAAGAAGUUGUUUGGCUUUUCUUUCGUGCCCCUGAUGCAGGAAAAUGGGAGGACUCUGCCAGAUGGCACCCAUGAACUCAUUGUACACAAGUGUGAAGAAAACACAAACCUUCAGGAUUCUGGUCGCUACCUCAAACUCCCCUUUUCAAAGGGAAUUUUCCUAGGAAACAACAGCCAAGCAGUAAAAACCACUAAGGAGUCCUUCUGGAUUACAUCCUUUCUCUGCUCCACUAAACUCACACAAAAUGGAGAUAUGCUUGACCUUCUGAAAUGGAGAACCCACCCAGAAAAAAUUGCGGGUUGCCUCUCAAAAUUAAAAGAAAUUGAUGGUUCAGAAAUAGUGAAGUUUCUUCAAGAUACACUAGACACUUUAUUUGGGAUUUUAGAUGAAAACUCUCAAAAAUAUGGAUCACAAGUUUUUGAUUGUUUGGUUCACAUAAUAAAUUUGCUGCAGGACAGCAAGUUUCACCACUUUAAGCCGGUAAUGGACACUUACAUUGAAAGUCAUUUUGCAGGAGCACUUGCAUACAGAGAUCUUAUAAAAGUACUAAAGUGGCAUAUCGAUCGAGUCACUGAAGUGGAGCUGCACGAGCACAUACAGGAAGUACUAAAGGCACAGGAAUAUAUCUUUAAAUAUAUAGUUCAGUCUCGAAGGUUAUUCUCUAUUGCCACUGGUGGACAAAAUGAGGAGGAAUUUCGCUGCUGUAUUCAAGAGCUUCUUAUGUCAGUACGCUUCUUCCUUUCCCAAGAGAGCAAAGGAGCUAGUGCUUUAUCCCAACUACAAGCUGUGUUUCUCAGCUCGUUCCCAUCGGUGUACUCUGAACUUUUGAAGCUCUUUGAUGUAAGAGAAGUGGCAAAUUUGGUUCACGAUGCUCUGGGCAGCUUGCCAGCAGUCAUGCAUGGGGAUGAGUCCCUUCAAGCUGUUAAACUGCAGAGUAUUGGAAAAACUGUAGAGAGUCACCUGUACACUAACCCAGAUUCUCGAUGUAUUCUUCUUCCAGUAGUUUUACAUCAUCUCCACAUGCAUUUACAAGAGCAGAAGGACCUUAUAAUGUGCGCACGUAUCCUUAGCAACAUAUUUUGCCUCAUCAAGAAGAACAGCUCAGAAAAAUCUGUCCUGGAAGAAAUUGAUGUGAUUGUAAAUAGUCUGCUAGAUAUUCUGUUAAGGACCAUACUAGAGAUCACCAGCCGACCACAACCAUCAGGCUCUGCUAUGCGCCUCCAGUUUCAAGAUGUGACUGGGGAAUUUGUCUCCUGUUUGUUGUCACUCUUGCGACAAAUGACUGAUAGACAUUAUCAACAGCUUCUUGAUAGCUUCAACACAAAGGAAGAGCUGAGGGAUUUCCUGCUGCAGAUUUUCACUGUAUUUCGGAUACUAAUACGACCAGAGAUGUUUCCAAAAGACUGGACAGUGAUGCGUUUGGUUGCAAACAAUGUGAUCAUUACUACAGUCUUGUACCUUUCGGAUGCCCUUCGUAAAAACUUCUUAAAUGAAAACUUUGAUUACAAGGUAGAAAACUAAUUUUAUUAUUUGUCUGUUAUUUUGGAGUUAUCGCAGAAAGGAAAAUCAUUCCAUUUCUGA